AUGGAGGACUGUGCACCUAAGUGGAAAGAAAUAGAGCAAGCUGUGAAAAAAGCAAGGGCUUCAUCAUCUCCAGGGCCUAAUGGAGUUCCGUACAGAGUGUACAAGAGUGCUUCAGGAGUUCUACGAAUUCUGUGGAAAUUGAUGAAAGUGGCAUGGGAAAAACAGGUUGUACCAAGAGCAUGGCGCCGAGCAGGUGGAGUCUUUAUACCUAAAGAAAAAGAUUCUACAAGCAUCAGUCAGUUUCGUUCCAUUUCCCUAUUAAACGUAGAAGGCAAGAUUUUCUUCAGCAUUAUUGCUCAGAGAUUGUCAGCUUACCUAUUAAAGAACUGCUUCAUUGACACUUCAAUACAAAAAGCGGGCAUUCCAGGUUUCCCAGGUUGCUUAGAACACAUCAAUGUGAUCUGGCAACAAAUUCAAUCAGCAAAAAAGGAGAGGAAGGAGCUCCAUGUGACAUUCCUGGAUUUGGCUAAUGCAUAUGGUUCAGUGCCACAUGAACUACUUUGGAGCAGGAUCAGUUUCCUCAUCAGGUCAACAUAUGAUGUUCUCCCAUCACCACAGAACCUAAACCUCUGGGUAGGAGAGGAUCCCUCAUGUCCUUUGUGUUCAUCACCUGCAACAUUAAGGCACAUUUUGACAGGAUGUAAGGUGGCUCUUAGCCAAGGACGGUUUACUUGGCGCCAUGACCAGGUGCUGCGAUGUUUGGCCUUAGCAUUGGAAGACAAGCGUAACAUGACCAAUAAGUUGCCACCUGUUCCAUCAAAACAUUACACACAAAAGACAACAUUCCUCCGCCCAGGAGAGCAACCACCAAGAAAAGGUGUUAAAACCAAUCCUCGCCCAGGACAACUGGAAGCUGCUAGAGACUGGAAUAUGCUGGCAGAUGUUGGUCAACGGCUUAUUUUUCCACCUGAGAUUGCCACCACUAACCUUCGACCAGAUAUUGUCUUGUGGUCUGGAUCAGCACGCCUUGUUCACCUGGUAGAGUUAACAGUGCCAUGGGAGGAUGCUGUAGAUGAGGCGUAUGAGAGGAAGAAACUGCGGUAUGCUCAACUAGCCACUGAAGCGGAACAGCGAGGAUGGAGAGUUCGGGUUUACCCAGUGGAAGUGGGUUGUCGAGGAUUUGUGGCACACUCUACAACCCGGUUUCUCAGAGACGUCGGAUUCAGUGGCCAAGAGUUGCGUCGCACAGUGAAGAACUUAUCUGAAGCAGCAGAGAGGAGCAGCAACUGGCUGUGGUUGAGACGGAAAGAUUCUGGCUGGGGACAGGUAAGUAAUGAGGAAGGAGCCCUCACCCCAGGAGGCUGCUAUCGAUAG
Messenger RNA from Acipenser ruthenus (sterlet), 1314 nucleotides. RefSeq lists its product as uncharacterized. Bases 1 to 1314 code for a protein of 437 amino acids. The transcript is spliced from 3 exons. The record is from RefSeq and is a predicted model, not a curated record. Lineage: Eukaryota; Metazoa; Chordata; Actinopteri; Acipenseriformes; Acipenseridae.